CUAGCGGCUUAAAGCCUCUGUCAACAACACUGAGUUCUUUCUUUCCAGUCUAACCUAGAAAAAACACAUUAGCAAACUCUGAAAAAGAGUAAAAAAGAAUGAAAAAAAUUGCAUUGAAGUUUUUACUUUGCGAGAAAAUAAAUGAAGAUACUACUACCUCACUAGUUCUCUAUUGAAAUCUACAACUUAUCUUGAAAUUGGAAUCUACAGUGUGGUUUGUCAAUACUUAAUUUUGACUCUUUUGAUCAUUUCAUUAAUUACAACAAUAACUAAUAAAGGAAAUCAUCAAACAUGAAAUUGUAUUGUCUGAGCAGUCAUCCUAGUAAACCAUGCCAUGUGCUACGAUUCAAAGGAAUCACUAUGAUGUUGGACUGUGGGCUUUCUGCACAAACGGUGCUUAGUUUCUUACCGUUACCCUUAGUACCAUCAGCACGUUUGAGUGGCUUACCCAAUUGGAUGCCUCAUGGUUGUAGUAAUGCUCAGCUAGAAGGGGAAUUGAAAGAUUGCUGUGGCAGGGUAUUUAUUGACUCAGCACCUGAGUUUUGUGUGCCUCAGGAGAAAAUUGUAGACUUCUCUGAGAUAGAUGUCAUUCUUAUAUCUAACUACCUUUGUAUGAUGGCUCUACCAUUUAUAACUGAAGGAACUGGAUUUGAGGGUGUGGUGUAUGCAACCGAACCUACGCUACACAUUGGGAGAUUUUUCCUUGAGGAACUUGUACAAUAUAUUGAGCAAACUCCCAAAGCAUCCCUAGCUUCUCAUUGGAAAGAUAUAUUGCAUUUUUUGCCUCCACCAUUAUGUGAUUCUUUAAAACCACGAUCCUGGCGCCACCUCUACUCUUUAUCUGCUGUCAACAGCAGCCUUUCUCGAAUACAAAUGGUUGGAUAUGACGAAAAACUUGAUGUUUAUGGUGCUUUGAAAGUAACACCAGUGAGUUCAGGUUUUUGUCUGGGAAGCAGUAACUGGAUUAUUAGCUCUGACCAUGAGAAAGUUGCAUAUAUAAGUGGCUCAUCAACAUUAACAACGCAUCCAAGGCCUAUGGAUCAAUCUGCUCUGAAAAAUGCAGAUGUUUUAAUUAUGACUGGCCUUACUCAAACCCCUCUCUGCAAUCCUGACUCCAUGCUUGGCGAGCUUUGUAUUACUGUUUCCACUACUUUGCGGUCUGGAGGGUGUGUUUUAAUGCCAUGUUAUCCAUCUGGUGUGAUAUAUGAUCUCUUUGAAUGUUUAUCUGGACAUCUCGAAAACUUGGGACUCACUCAAGUUCCAAUGUAUUUUAUUUCACCUGUUGCUGAUACCUCAUUAGGUUAUUCCAAUAUUUUAGCAGAGUGGUUGUCUCAAGGAAAGCAAAACAAGGUGUAUCUUCCAGAGGAACCUUUCCCUCAUGCAUUCCUUAUCAAGAAUAACCGUUUAAAGCAUUUUAAAAAUAUUUAUGCAGAAGGCUUUAGCACAGAAUACAGACAGCCAUGUGUAGUAUUUUGUGGACACCCAAGCCUGAGGUUUGGUGAUUCAGUUCACUUUAUGGAGCUGUGGGGUUCCAACUCUCAACAUGCUGUUGUUUUCACAGAGCCUGAUUUUCCAUACUUAGAAGCACUAGCUCCUUUCCAGCCCCUAGCAAUGAAGGCAAUGCAUUGUCCCAUUGAUACAUCUUUAAACUUCACCCAAGGAAAUAAGCUUGUGCGAGACCUAAAGCCAACAACACUAGUUAUACCUGAAUCCUAUUUGAAGCCACCUGUGGAGGCCCCCAGCAGAACAGACUUGGUCAUAGAACAGACUGACAAAAACAACAUAAUUUCAUUUAAAGGGGGAGAUGUUUUAACUCUGCCUUUAAAAAGGAAACGGGCUAGGGUCAAUUUAAGUCCCGAAGUUUGUAACAAACUUGUAGUCAAUGAAAUUCGUAUGGGAGUCAACCUGGCUACUCUUACAGGACAGUUACAAGUCAAAGACAACCAUCACCACAUUCAGGUUUUGGAACCAAGCGGAACUAGCAAUCAGGGAAACAACCCUUCAACUAAAAAGCUUCCUCGGCGUCCAGAAGAAACUCUAUCUCAAAUGCGCUAUGAAUGGGGUUCUCUUGAUCUUGACACUUUCAUCCAGCGGCUUCGAGAAGAUGUUGGCAUUGCAGAGGCCAAAGUAGAGCAGAACUCAAAUGGAUACAUCAUACAUCUCCCCAAGGAAGAUGCUCUCAUUAUUGUUGAGGAUAAAUCAACUCAUGUAAACUGCGACCCAGAGCUGAGGUACAAGUUACGUAAAGUACUACUUCAGUGCCUGAAUAGAAUAUAAGGUUUACAGUUAAGUUCAUAAUAUAGGAAAAAAAGUUUAUUAAAUAAACUUUAUUAAUUUCUUUUUAUAAAAACAACUUAAAUUACUUGUACCUUAGUUCACUGAAACAGUAUAAGAAUGAAUAUGAAAUACAAGCUGCAAAUUAAGUGGACAUGA
Messenger RNA from Frankliniella occidentalis (western flower thrips), 2433 nucleotides. RefSeq names its product integrator complex subunit 9 (gene IntS9). Gene Ontology annotation, cellular component: integrator complex. NCBI's taxonomy places the organism in Eukaryota, Metazoa, Arthropoda, Insecta, Thysanoptera, Thripidae. The record is from RefSeq and is a predicted model, not a curated record. The coding region runs from base 292 to 2277 and encodes 661 amino acids. The transcript is spliced from 12 exons. Gene Ontology annotation, biological process: snRNA processing.